Messenger RNA from Telopea speciosissima, 2106 nucleotides. Its product is annotated as lysine--tRNA ligase, cytoplasmic. Lineage: Eukaryota; Viridiplantae; Streptophyta; Magnoliopsida; Proteales; Proteaceae. Gene Ontology annotation, molecular function: tRNA binding; ATP binding; lysine-tRNA ligase activity. The record is from RefSeq and is a predicted model, not a curated record. The transcript has 19 exons. Bases 34 to 1884 code for a protein of 616 amino acids. Gene Ontology annotation, biological process: lysyl-tRNA aminoacylation. Gene Ontology annotation, cellular component: cytoplasm; cytosol.
UCUCUCCAGAACCCUUUCCUCUCAAUUGGCUUAAUGUCUGGGGUUAUCGAAGAAACAACCAAAGCAGUCUCAGAGCUAUUAGUGGAGGCCUCUCCUUCAAUGGAAGCAUCGGCAGCUACGUCAAUUAGCAAAAAUGCUCUCAAGAGAGAAGCAAAGAUGAAACAAAAGGAAGAGGAAAAGCGUCUAAAAGAAGAGGAGAAAAAGAAAAAGGCGGCUGCUAAUGCAAGCUCACAGGUUCAGAAGCCUCAAGUGGCAAAUGAUGAAGACAUGGACCCAACUCAAUACUUUGAAAAUAGGUUGAGGGUGCUUGCCGCCCAAAAGGCAGCCGAGAAAAACCCAUAUCCCCACAAGUUCUUUGUCAGUAUGUCUAUCCCAGAGUAUAUUGAGAAAUAUGAAGGCUUAAACAGUGGAGACCACCUUGAGGAUGUCCAAGUCUCUUUGGCUGGAAGAAUUAUGAACAAGCGAACUUCCUCUUCAAAGCUUGUCUUUUACGACCUGCACGGUGAUGGUGCUAAAGUCCAAGUCAUGGUGGAUGCAAGUAACUCAGAUAUGGAUGAAGCGGAAUUUUCUAGAUUUCAUUCUGGUGUGAAGCGUGGUGAUAUUGCUGGUGUCUCGGGAUUUCCAGGAAAGAGUAAAAGGGGAGAGCUGAGUAUUUUCCCUAGAUCGUUUACUGUCCUAUCCCAUUGUCUUCAUAUGAUGCCGAGGCAAAAAGCAGGUCCUGGUGCAGAUACUGCUGAUGUGAAGAAAACUGAUGCUUGGAUCCCCGGACAUGUCAGAAAUCCUGAAACAUAUAUUUUACGGGAUCAGGAAACUCGAUAUCGCCAACGAUAUUUGGAUUUAAUGUUGAAUACGGAGGUUCGACAGAUAUUUAGGACCCGGGCUAAGAUUAUUUCAUAUAUUAGAAAAUUUCUUGAUGAUCGUAAUUUCCUGGAGGUUGAAACCCCAAUGAUGAACAUGAUUGCUGGUGGAGCAGCUGCUCGGCCAUUUGUUACCCAUCACAAUGAUCUGAACAUGCGGCUGUACAUGCGCAUUGCCCCUGAGCUGUAUCUAAAAGAGCUGGUUGUUGGUGGAUUAGAUCGUGUGUAUGAGAUAGGAAAGCAAUUUAGAAAUGAGGGAAUAGAUUUGACUCAUAAUCCUGAGUUCACUACAUGUGAGUUUUAUAUGGCUUUUGCAGAUUACAAUGACUUGAUGGACCUCACUGAGAAAAUGUUAAGCGGGAUGGUCAAGGAGCUAACAGGUGGCUAUAAAAUUCAAUACCAUGCAAAUGGGUUGGAUUGUGAUCCAAUAGAGAUCGACUUUACUCCACCUUUCAGACGGAUUGACAUGAUAGAAGAGUUGGAGAAGAUGGCCAACCUCAGUAUACCAAAAGAUCUUUCCAGCGAGGAAACCAACAAAUAUUUGCUGGAUGUGUGCACAAAGUUUGAUGUCAAAUGUGCCCCACCUCAAACAACUACUCGUUUAUUGGACAAGCUUGUAGGGCAUUUCUUGGAGGAGACAUGUGUUAAUCCUGCUUACAUCAUCAACCACCCAGAGAUAAUGAGCCCAUUGGCAAAGUGGCACAGAUCCAAACCAGGCUUGACUGAACGUUUUGAGUUGUUCAUUAACAAGCAUGAAGUUUGCAAUGCAUACACAGAAUUGAAUGAUCCUGUGGUUCAGCGUCAGCGUUUUGCUGAACAACUGAAGGACCGACAAUCCGGUGAUGAUGAGGCAAUGGCUUUAGAUGAGACAUUUUGUACUGCCCUGGAGUAUGGGUUGCCCCCAACUGGUGGUUGGGGUAUGGGUAUUGAUCGGCUAACUAUGUUGUUCACUGAUUCACAGAAUAUCAAGGAGGUUCUUCUAUUUCCAGCCAUGAAACCUCAAGAUGAACCUUCUCCAAAAGUCUAGGUUGUACUGGUUCAAAUCUGAAUUAGAUGUCUGAAGAGGUUUCAGAGGUUACAAAAUGUGGGUUUGCUGGCACUUCGAUCAGUUCUCUGAGAUGGAAUUUUCCAUUGAUAAUACAAAACAGCCUAUCAUAUUAUAAGAACCUAGUUUUGAGGGGUUGCAACUCCAUUUCUCAAAUACAGUAAGGAACAGAAUUUCUCAUUAUUUGCACUAGAAAAGUAUACU